Scutellospora calospora is the source of this 1297-nucleotide messenger RNA. NCBI's taxonomy places the organism in Eukaryota, Fungi, Glomeromycota, Glomeromycetes, Diversisporales, Gigasporaceae. The record is from the annotation of a GenBank genome assembly.
UUGAUUAAUUUUAGUACAUUAAAAGACGCAUUGAAUCGACAAAAAAAAUCAAAAGAUCCCAAAUCUCCCAAAUCUCCCAAAUUGCCAAAUGUCAUUAAUGAUUUUAUAUUUGAAAAUAAUAAACAAAUUUUAUUUAAAUUAAAAGUUGCGAAAUGGAAUUCAACGAAUAAAUUAUCUUUUAACAACUAUCUCAUCUUAACAAAAGAACUUUUGUGUCACUUUAAAAACGCUGAGAAGGCUGCUAAAGUUUUCUAUGAUAUUUACGAUUCAGAUAUAAAUGCGUCAUCUGAAAAUAUAAUAAAAUUAUUACCCGCUCAGCAUGUAGCUCUAAUGUUGGAUUCAGUAUAUGCUAUAUCAGAGGAACUCAUACCGGAUCCAUAUAUUAGAAUAGAUUUUGUUUCUUCAUCAAGGAAGCAUGAUUCUAUUACAAUUACAGCCCCAGAUUUUCAAAAACAUCAACAAUUACUUUCUAACUUACGACUCGCAAUUCGAAAUAUCAACCCAAUUGGACCAUAUAUAACACCCAUGCCAAAGUCACAAAUAAUAGAACAAUUAAUUUCACUUGAAGAUUGGGUUUAUGAAAGCAUGGAAAAUUUGUUGGUUUAUAAGGUCUUAUUAAAAUCAUUGAAAGAUGGGGAGAAAAAACAAAAUGAAAAAAAACUUUUAAUAGCUGUAUUUUUCGUACUUGGAAGAAAUAAUAUUUAUUUGAUUCCGGCUGACUACUAUAUUGAUGAAUAUGAUAAGAAUUCAAAACAACAAACAAACUUCCAUUAUCCCCUACUUAUAGAAGAAUCAAAACCUAAAGAAAUUGAUAUUAGAAAAUUUCAAUAUCCUAUAAUGUGUCUUGCAAACAUUCAAUCCACUGAGCAAGAUACUUUUCGAUUAACAUUUAAAAGUAACAAUGGAUUCCUGCAACGAACUAUGGAUAUUGCUUCAUUAUUUAGCGAAAUAAUAAUUUCGGAACUUCGAUUUGCCAUUGAUUCAAUAACAUUUUGGUGGCCAUACUCUACAUACACACUCGGUACACAAACUUCCGUUCCAGCCGAAAGAUCAAUUACAUCCCCUAGAUUUGAUAAAAAGAUAUCUCACGAAAGCGGAUUGGAAAGAAUGAUUGAAGCUCAAUGCCAUGCUUUCCGAAUACUUAGAUCAAGAAUAUCAUUCACAUUCGAACGUGUUCCUGACACAGAGGAUAUUGAAUUUAGACAAGGUUCUGGUCAUUUACUCUUCUCGUUCACAUUACACCCACCUACUACAGGGGAGGGAACAUAUACUGGCGUCGAAUUAUUUGCUAUAUUAA